This is a messenger RNA of Vespula pensylvanica (western yellowjacket), 1120 nucleotides long. It is a transcript of the gene mge, whose product is annotated as mitochondrial import receptor subunit TOM22 homolog. The transcript has 3 exons. Gene Ontology annotation, cellular component: mitochondrial outer membrane. The record is from RefSeq and is a predicted model, not a curated record. Lineage: Eukaryota; Metazoa; Arthropoda; Insecta; Hymenoptera; Vespidae. The coding region runs from base 153 to 572 and encodes 139 amino acids. Gene Ontology annotation, biological process: intracellular protein transport.
UUAAUGCAGUACUAGUAAACGUGACCGAGAGUUGCUUUUACUUAUACAGUAGUACUUUGUCGAAGUUGGGAGACGGAGAUUUACUAAUUAUUUUCUUCAAAACUUGAGUAGACUGGUUUAUUUUAUAUAUUAAUUUUGUAUUAACCACGUAUAUGGCUUCAAUCGAAGAAAUAGACCAGCUGGACAGCGGUAUGGGUAGUAGCGACGCACGCUCUCCAGAAGUGAAAUCUCUUCUUCCCGAUGAAGAAGACGAUGAGGAGGAUGAAAGCUUUUCGGAAAGAUUGUUAGGACUUACAGAAAUGUUUCCAGAAAAUGUUCGCAAAGUUGGAUAUAAUGUUGGAUCUUGCCUAUGUACUUGCAUCAAAGGUUUAUAUACAUUUUCAUGUUCAGCAACAUGGCUCUUGUUCAGUUCGUCUGCUAUUUUGUUCGCACCUGUAUUCUUUGAAGUGGAGCGUGCUCAGAUGGAAGAAGUUCAGCGUGCACAACAAAAACAGGUUCUUCUAGGACCUAAUUCUGCCAUCUCUAAUGUUAGUGCAUCUGGUCUUCCAAUAGCUCCCCCUGUGCAGCGAUAAAUAAUUAUAUAAUUUAUCAUUAAAGUAAUUGUGCAUUGACUUCUGCAUUCAACUAUUUAUCAACAUAAUAGUAUCAUUAAUUGCAAACAUCACAAAAAUAUAUUGACCAAACAUGUAAAUUAACUGUAUAUCUUAUAUUUUAAAUUCUUAAGCUCUAAAUUCCAUAAUUGCAUUUGUUUAGUUACAUAUUUAGAAAAUUGUGUAAAACUGUGUGUAGUUCAGUUUUUGAACUAGUGCAAUGAUAAUGUAUAAACAUUUUAUCUUCAGAUGUAAUUUUUAAUACAUAAUGAUAGAGUGAAGGAUUUGAACGUUUCAUCCUAUUUUUUAUUCAUCUUGCAUUUUUAAAUAAACUAUAAAUGAUAACAUUUAAUGUGUCAAAGCACCGUCACUGAUAUCAUGAGAUAGAGAUCAAAUUUUCAUGUAUAAAUAUUUACAACUGUGGUUAUAAGCUGCACUUCGAUCAUAGGAAGUGAAUCAUAAUGCACUGUUGUUAUCUUUAAUGUAUCAUAUGUUAUUGUAAUAUAUAAAAUAAAAAUAAAAUUAUAACA